CGCGUGUCUCCUCCGUGCGCGUGCAUGCUCGCCGUCUCGGGCGUCGUACACGCUGUGGCAGCUGGUGCACGACUCUGGCUCGGCGGCGGAUGGAGGCUGGGGCGAGUGAGCGGACUGAUGCCUCGUCAGUCUUGGCAGGCUAUAUUUACGCGUUGGGAGUGCUGAGCCGCAGAGUGUCGUAAAGAUAGUCACAGCUUGUCCUUGGCCUCCUCGUCCUUAUAAGCCCAACCAACACCAAUUCACCGCCCAGCUCUCCUUGCAUCCGAAAAGCCCCUUCACCGUCCCAGGUACCCGCUCCUCCAUGAACUCCCUCCCAUCCCCGCCUCUCCAGCCCCUCCCGUCCGGCUCUUCUCGCCACCACGACCAGGUCAUGGAGACACUUCUGGCCUCUGCGUGGAAAUCCAUCCAGCAGGCACCACCACCAAGCCUGCGCGACAUUCUUGACGCCUACCGCACGAAAGGCGACGGUGACCGCGACAUGCUCAUCGCCAUGCUCAAUGCCAAGAGUGCUGAGGAUCAGCGCAUCGCAUCCGUCGCAUCAUUGCAGCGCUCUAUGCUCGAAAUGUAUCAGCCAUCAUUGCAGGCGUCUUCGCAGUCCAUUCCUCCGCUGCAGCUUUCUGCCGAGAGCUCGCAUUCGCACCACUCGCACUCACAUUCGCACUCGCCAUACGCCCUCCACCACCACUACUCCUCCACAUCGCACAUGCCGUCUCCCCCUACCACCUCAUAUGACCACUCACCAUAUGCGCAUGAUGAAUCCGUGCACCACUCGCACCGACGAAGCGACUCCGGCUCCUUCUCACAGCGCGACUCACUUGUCGUGCCGUCUGCAUCGCCUUCGCGGAAACGGCGCCGCUCGUCCUCGCGCGAGCGUGUCGACACGCAUGAUCUACCCUUCCCUCCGUCGCCGUACUCGUCCGCGAGCUCGCACAGCAGCGGUGGCUCACCACGUUCACGGGAGAGCAUGGCCAUUGGCGCGCUGCUCUCGUCGUCACAAAGCAGGACUGCUGCCGAGGAAAAUGCGCGACGUCUGUCGACCUCGAGCACCUCCGUGCGGGAGGGUUGAUGUGCCUGCUUGCUCCGUUUCUCGCUUUGGGUCUCGUUGUAUUGCAUGCCGGGUCGUGUAUCGCAUAAUGCUAUGUAUUGGAUGUGGAUGUGGUUUCUCGCUUUCCUUCGGUGGUCGGUCUAUCUUACAGCUGUCUCUGCUUUUGCACCAUGAUGUCGUUGUAUAUGCGCUAUGCCGCUGCGAUCGUGUACCUUCUACUACGUAUUGGAGUAAUUGCAUGAUUUGUCUCUGCUCAUCUGGUUGUGGGGUGUUAUGCAUUAUGCAUUAGCCUUUGUCGAUCGAUCACAGUGCGCAGGGGGCAAUUAGAGAACUGAUUAAUGGCCAU
This is a messenger RNA of Laetiporus sulphureus 93-53, 1391 nucleotides long. RefSeq lists its product as uncharacterized. The record is from RefSeq and is a predicted model, not a curated record. The transcript has 3 exons. Bases 302 to 1066 code for a protein of 254 amino acids. Lineage: Eukaryota; Fungi; Basidiomycota; Agaricomycetes; Polyporales; Laetiporaceae.